GGACCGGGCGACAUGGCACAUCGUUCCCGAGAACCGCCACACGCGACCUCACAGCCCAACUCCCAGCUCGUUUCCUCCAAGGAACCGCCGACCGUGACCUCGAGCCGCUGCCACCGUCGACCUCUACGCCAUCGACCGCGAACUCGCCAAGCUAUGGCAGGAAUCGCCGCCGUCGCUGUGUUGGAUCUGGAGGGGACACCACUCCUGCGACUGGCAACAGCGACCUCGCCAAGCCGCCAUCACCGUGCCGCGCGUGUGUCGGAGGGGAGACAACUCUUGCGCCUGGCAACCGCAGCCGAAGCCGCCAUCAACCCCUGCACGGCUGCGCCCUCGACGCGACCUCGCCAAGCCACGCCAACCGCCGUCGGACGACGUCGUCAUGCCGCUGCUGGAGGCGACGCCACUCCUACCGCUCUCGGACGUCGGACAUCGGAUGACCUCACCGCGGCAUGCAGCAGACCCUGACACGCCACCCUGCCACUUGACCUCCGUCGCCGCCUCCCCGGACCAAGCGACGCCUGCGAAGCCUCCGCCUCCCUUGCCAAGCCGCCGCUGCCUCCACCUCGGCCCUAGCGGCACCUACGAUCUAUGCGACCGCGACCGCGAAGCCGCAGGACGACCUCGUCAAGCUGCCGUUGUCGGACAGGACGCGGGCGCCCGCGACUGCGAAUGCGGAGCCACUAGACGAUCUCGCCAAGCCACUGCCGGACGCGACGCGACGCCUGCGACCCUUGCAUCUGUGACUGCGAAGCCGUCGGCCGACCUCGCCAAGCCUGUGCCAUCGCGACGCACCGACGCCGUUGCCGCCACGUCGCCGCACUUCUGCGGCGAAGAGAAGAACCUGGUUGAGGAUUGGCGCAAUGCGAGGUAGUCUCCGAGAUUGGAAAGCACCGCCAAAAGGACUCGAUAUUGAUCGUUAGCCUCAACUAUGCAUAGAAGGCUCUUUCAACCCACCUAGCUUUGAUAGUUUCAUCUUCUUUGUUGUCGUCUGGGAAAUUUCUCUAUCACGAUCUAGGAAAUAAAGCUUGUGUUGGUACUUAUUGGAGCCAGUGAACCUGUGAGUGUUGUGGACACAUGCUCAUCUAGGCAAGGAGAUUUGAGGAUACAUCCUAUGCCACGAGCUCAAGGUGAAGCAGUCGUGUGGCAUACAAUUCAGACAAUAAUAAUAUUAUCUUUGUUCAUUCAAUCCGCCAA
Sorghum bicolor (sorghum) is the source of this 1194-nucleotide messenger RNA. RefSeq lists its product as uncharacterized. The transcript has 2 exons. The record is from RefSeq and is a predicted model, not a curated record. Bases 380 to 871 code for a protein of 163 amino acids. NCBI's taxonomy places the organism in Eukaryota, Viridiplantae, Streptophyta, Magnoliopsida, Poales, Poaceae.